UUUCCAUCUGCACAGCGCUUCUGCCUCACAGCCGUGUACAGCGCCGCGAGCAACGCCAUCAACUACACCCUUGUUGUGCCCGCUGGCAUGGGCGGGCCCGACAAGGGCUGGUACGGCGUCGGCCAGGGCGAGGGCAUGUCCGGUGCCAACAUGAUGGUCGGCUGGGCAAACGCAGACGGAAGCAUCACGACGUCGCAGCGCAGCGCCUCGGGCCACUCGAUGCCCACCUCGUCCCUCGUGCGCGCAUCGGCCUACACGCCCGACCAGCAGUUUCCCCAGUCGAGCGCGCCCUCAAACAGCGUCGCUCACAUCUUUGCCACGUCGCCCAACACACCGGCGUCGGCCGACAGCAAUGCGCGCAUCGGCAUGCACGACUACACCGACCAGUUCACCCUCGACAUGACAAAGGCAUACACGGCUGCUGCCGCCGUCCCGGCUGGUCUCACGGGUGCGCAGCAGACGAGCAGCACCAGCAGCACCAGCAACUCGCAGAACAGCGCUCGCGAGCUGAACAAGAAAAACCGCCUCAUCAUCGUCCACAUGCUCUUCAUGAUCAUCGGCUGGAUGCUCCUGGCACCCAUCGGCAUGCUCCUGGCGCGCUAUGGCCGCACCACGUUCAAGUGGUUCCCCUGGCACCGCAACGUGCAGUACGGCGCCGCCGUCUUUAUCCUCAUUGCCUUUAUCCUCGGCAUCGUCGCCGUCUCCGAGUCCACGGGCCUGGAACAUUUCAGCGGCACCCACACGCGCCUCGGCCUCGCCCUCGUCAUCCUCCUCGCCGUGCAGCUCAGCCUCGGCCAGGUGGCCCACGUCGUGCGCGCCCGCUUCGGCGUGCGCUACGUCGGCCUGCUCCAUGCGCCCCUCGGCCUCACCCUCUUUGCGCUCUCCGUCUACAACAUCCACAAGGGCUUCCGCUUCUGGCGCUGGCAGCCCACCAUGGCCGCCGACUACAUCAUCUAUGCCUGGGCCGCCCUCGUCGCCGUCCUGUACCUCGCCGGCGCCGCCCUUUUGCCACGCGAGAUCCGCCAGGCAAAGGCAGACGCCGCCCACGCCCGCUCCGGCUCUGGUUCUGGCUCCCGCGACGACAUUCUGCACAGCAGCAAAGAGGGCCAGUCGGCGGCUGCCUAGACAUAGAGUCUCUCGACGCCCCCGAGACUCUUUUUCUCUUUUUUUCUCUCUCUUUCGUCUCUUUUGUUUAUAUCUAAUAAUACUCUUCGCUCUCUCUCUCUUCUCUCUCUCUUUCCUCUCACUCUCUGGGCUCUGGCUCUGGCUCUGGCUCUGGCGUGAGGAUCCA
Molecule: messenger RNA, 1291 nt
Organism: Acaromyces ingoldii
Lineage: Eukaryota; Fungi; Basidiomycota; Exobasidiomycetes; Exobasidiales; Cryptobasidiaceae
Exons: 4
Coding region: 88-1125 (345 amino acids)
Source: RefSeq, a predicted model, not a curated record